Molecule: messenger RNA, 3490 nt
Organism: Etheostoma spectabile (orangethroat darter)
Lineage: Eukaryota; Metazoa; Chordata; Actinopteri; Perciformes; Percidae
Exons: 10
Coding region: 1828-3426 (532 amino acids)
Source: RefSeq, a predicted model, not a curated record
CCGCUGGCUAUCGAGGUGGUGUCCAGAUAAUGAUGUGGGCUUUGUGGAUUACGGGCAGUCUUUCUGGGGAAGACCUGGUCUGAUUCGGAGAGACGGCAUUCAUCCCACUUGGGAUGGAGCAGCUCUCAUUUCUGGAAAUCUUGACAGAUUUAUUAGUGGACCUAAUCCUUGACAAUCCAUAGUUGGGACCAGGAGGCAGAGUCCCAGUCUAACACACUUCUCUGCUCCUUUAUUCCAGGUGUUACCUAGUAAAAACCCCAUAGUGACGGUGUCUGCCCCCCGACCAUUAAAAUUAUUUAAAUCAAAGGUAAACAGAAGGGGAGCUGUGCAUGAAAACCUCAUAACAAUUAAAACCACAAGUGCAAUAGUGCAAAAGAAUAGGAGAAUUAAAUGUGGACUCUUAAACAUCAGAUCUCUCUCUUCUAAAGGGGUACUAGUAAAGGAAUUAAUAUCAGAUUCUAAUAUUGAUCUAUUCUGUCUUACUGAAACCUGGCUGGGUGAUGGAGAAUAUGUUAGUCUAAAUGAAUCCACCCCCCCAGUCAUAUUAAUACUCACAUUCCUCGAGGCACAGGCCGAGGAGGUGGAGUUGCAGCCAUCUUCGAUUCUAGUCUACCAAUCAGCUCUAAACCUAAACUAAAUUAUGACUCAUUUGAAAGUCUUGUUCUUAGUCUUUCACACCCAAGUUGGAAAUCAAUGCAACCAAUUCUAUUUGUUAUAGUGUACCGAGCACCUGGUCCAUACACAGGAAAAACCGGAGAGUAUUUUUUCCAGAGUAACUAUUAUUUUCCUCUAAGGGAAUACCAUUGAAUCAUUUUGGAGUGUAAAUAUAACCUACAGCCACUAGAGUGAGAGCAAAGAUACAGAAUAAAUUCUAUUGGAGUAAUGUAGCAUGGCCACACCCACUAACGUUCCUUAAGUUUCGAUUCUGCCAUACCUAACAGUCUUUCGCGCACUUGAAAAGAGCGGACUGACCCGAGGAACUUGCAGAACAGAAGACCUUUUCCCAAUUUCAUUUCGGCAUGAAAUGCCAGGUAACUUUACGUUUAUUAUUAUAAUUGUUUAACUUAAUGUGUGUAAGGUAACAUUGUUGAGCAACAAUAGCAUUGCAGUGUAACGUUAGGCUAGCUAGCUUACUGAACUGUUGGGCAUUAGUCAGAUGUUAACGUUAGCUUAACAUUACACUAGCUAGCAAAAGCUACUUUUGGCAGUUUAUGGGCAAUAUUAAUGCCAAGUGAAUCAGUGCAACUUUUUUUUCCCAGUAAAGUGUGGUCAUGCAACACGUGUGUUUUACUCUGGACAGAGUUGGACAAUUUUUAGAAGUUUAAUGUAACAGUCUCGGUUUUUCUGUUAGGCGGACAGUGUUCGGUGAAGUUUGGUAGUGCAACACGUGUGUUUCUCUGAACAGUCUGACAAUUUGGUUGAUUUUACACAAGUAACAGAGUUUUGAGUUUUCUGUUAGGCGGGACAGUUUUUAUUUUAAGUUUAGUAUUGCAACACGUGUGUUUUACUCUGAACAGAAUCGGAUAGUUUCUUUUAAAAGUUAGGUUGAUUCAACACAUGUAACAGAGUCAUGCAACACGUGUGUUUUACUCUGAACAGAGCACUGCACUGGGUUGACUGCUAAAACAAACUUCAGCUGGGCUUGACUAGCACGUUAUGCUUGGAAAACUGAAUAACGGAAGCAAUUGGCGUUUACAAAUGUAGCUAAUGUUCAACUAAUUGUAACAGUCCUAUUUUUUGUUGUUUGAAAUGUUCCUUUUUUAUAAUAGUUCAUCACAGUGGAGUUAUAACAUUACUUCAUACAUAUUUGUUUGAUGUUUACAUACAAUGGUAUUAUUAAUUGUUCAUUUUAUUUUAUUUUCAUCAAGGAUGCAGGCUCUACGAGUAAAGUACAGAGAUCAUCAGAAGUACAUUUGUUUUGAGGGGCAACUGACCUUCAAAUCCUUUUUGGAUUGCGUUGCCAAAAAAUUUGACAUUCCCACCUUGGACUUAAAGGUCUAUGAUGAAUCUCAGACUGAAGUUGACGAGGAGGUGUUUGAGUUUCUUCUAAUGAAACAAGACCUUGGUGUGCUGGAGAUUUGUUUACCCCGAAGCCCAAAUCUUGAUGAUUUGUUGAGCUCCCCUGCAAGCAGUUCCUUUGGAAACUUGAGUGGAGACAAUUCAAAGGACUCGGAUGACACCAUUAUAUUGCAGCAAAGUCCUGAUACAAGAAAGAGAGCUGAGGAUGCUCGUCUAGGUCAGAUGAUCGAAGGCGUUCUCAAAAACAAACCUGGAGGAGAGAGGAUCUUGAAUGAGUAUGCCCGGACAAAAAGCCUAACAGAUAGCAGAAGACGCGAUAUGGUCAAGAUAUUGGUUGCUCAUAUGACAAGUGAACAUGGGACCAGUCCUUCGAGACAUAUUAAAGAGGAUUAUGCAAAGGGAAUCACUGCCUUGUUUCCAUACCUGGCUGAUCCUAGGAGCAAGUUUGGCUAUGAGCAUUUUUACAAUGCAGAAGAUGGGAGUGGGUAUCUGGCAUGGAGACUGAAAUUUGUUCAAAAGGAAUCAUCAGAGGGACAAAAGAAGACCCCACGUCAGUCACUGACAGGUGGUCCAAUAGCUGAUAGAGAGCCCUACAGAGAGGAAAACUGGCUAACCACAGAAAGCCUGUGCUGUGAGGCCAUUGCACUGAUGAAGCAUACAGCUGAUGAAGCAAUUGUCAAGGAGAAGAUGAAGCAGACAUUCAGCUAUCGUCAAAAGAUGGUUCAUGACCCAAUUAAGGCCUCUGAAAUAUUCACAGCUUUUCCAAGAUUCCUAGACAUAGCAGGAAUGAUUGAGCAGGAUUUUAAUCUUAUGUUUGGUGGUGCCACCUCUGCAAAGUUCCUGGAGAAGUGGCCCACUGUCUACAAGCAGAAAGUCCUUGAACAAAGCCGUGGCCUCACACAGACAGGGGAACUUCAAGACCUGGUUCAAAAUGCUGAGUCCACAACAGAAGUGGAAAAUGGAUGGGACAAUGACAUGUCAUCCAUUUUGGUUCUUGUCCACCUUUUGCCACCGUCUCCCCAUGGCCGCAAGCGACCAGGAAAGCUCUCAGCCAAACAAGCCAGUGACCAUCUUGUAAAGUUCAUCAAGACUGGGACCAGUGUCCAAGGGCAUCUGGACAGCAUCAUGGAAUGUCUUCAACCCUAUCUGCUUGCUGUGGGGACCAAGAGAAGUGUAAUUCACACUUACUUCAUUGUGAUUGACAAACAUGCAAUACCAUGUAAGUCACCAGACUCUCUUGCCUGUUUUGAUGAGCUUUUCAAAGCCCAUUUUGUCUUUGGUACCUCGUACAACCCAGAUCUGGCAAACGUGUACAACUUUUUGCAAACCACCAUUUAUGAAAUAGAUGUUGAUUCCACUAAGGUGAAUCCUAGGGUUGCAGAGGUGAGGGCUCGGAUGCUGCGCUGAGUCAAAACCUAAGAUGUUGUGUUUCAUUUGCAAAAGCCACCAGGCAAAUGCCAAUUCCCUAACA